AAAUAAAAAGCAAAAUUUUAAGAAUUUUGCUUAAAAAUAUAAAAUUACAACACAUUACACUAUUUUAAACUUGAAAAAUAAUCACUGCAGAUUUUAGAGACAAAUCAAAUCAAGUUACAAUGACCCAACAGAUAGACGUUAGAGCUAUAAUAACUCACAUAAUCUGCGGCGAUGGGAGAACAAAAUGCAGAAUUUGUAUGCGAGAUACUAAAGAUGGUCUGGUUCUUUUGGAAGAUACAGUUAUGAUGGACGGAGAAAAAGCAGUAACUUUAUCGGAAGUUUUGGAAAUCGUCACUGGAAUAGAGGUGGAGUCAGAUGACACUCUGCCAGCUGGCCUGUGUUCGUCGUGUACCCGGACUGCACUCAGUGCUGCAAACUUUCGUCUGUCCUGUCAAAGAGCCGCCAGGCAGUGGAAGGCUACGAUUGAGACACUAAAUAGUGUGCCAUCAAAUAAAAACAUAGCAGCUGCGAUUGUGUAUAAUAAGGAUGUGAUACUAAUCGACAGAAGUAAAAGGCCCAAUAAUAUAUUCCAAAUUCGUUCAGCAUGUGAUAAAAGUAUAGCACCGAGAACAUUUAAAUGUACAGAGUGUCACAAGGAAUUCUUACACCCGUUUAUGCUGUUCUAUCAUUUAAAGGAAUCUCACAAAAUCCAAGCAUGCUAUAUUUGUGGUGAUCUUAUGUUAAGGGGUGACUUGGUGCUACAUACAGCUGGUACCCAUAAUAGCAUAAUCUUUGAUUGCAAAAAAUGUCCUUCACUGUUACUGUCUGAAAAGCAAUUCAAAGAGCACAGCAAACAUGCACAUUCAGUGAACAGACAUGGCUUGGAAAGUUGUCAAUGUGAAUUUAAGGGAACAUCGCACAUUCAUUGUUCAAUUCAUCAACAAAAAAAGUGUUCAAACUGUAGUACAGAAUUCAUAAAUGAACCUUGUCUUCGGUAUCAUGUUGAAAUUUGUCACAAGCUAAACAAAACUGUAACAACUGAAGCAAAUAUAAGUUAUAAUGUAGCUGUGAAUAAUCCUGUAACUGUGAAUAAUAUUGCAAGCAAAAAAAGAACAAGAAGCAAUGGCAGUUGUAUAUGUGAUUACUGUGGAAAAAGUUUUGCUGGCAAGAAAUUUGUGUCUGCACACAUACAGAUCGUACAUUUAAAAAACACCCAUCGGCCCUGCUCAUAUUGUGGCAAACUACUGGCCGCUGCCCACAUGACGGAGCAUGUCAAGAGACACCUAUCUGUUCAGACAUACACCUGCGAUGACUGCGGCAUUGUCCUAAAAACUAAGUUGGGCUAUGUUCAGCACAGGAGACUUCACACCGGGGAGAAGCCCUACACCUGCAAACAUUGUGGAGAAAGCUUCUCGGCGUCUUCCCGCCGGUCGGAGCAUGUGCGACAGAAACACAACCCAAAGCGGAUACUUUUGAAUCAUGCCUGUAUACUGUGCCCUGCUAGAUUUCGAUUGCCAUACAGACUGCAGAAACAUUUGCAAAAUGUGCACAAGAAUACAUCAGCUCCCAAAAAACUGUUCAACUGUGGCGAAUGCCAGGAGAAGUUUGAAUCUCGGCGUGGACUGUUGCACCACAUCAGAAGAAAACACCAGCUACUUAAUAUUUGGAAUAAAAGCAGUAGUAUGGAGUGGGACAGAGAGCUCCCCGCGGUGCUGUGCGUCGCGUGCGCCGCCGCCGCCGCUUCCGCCUACCACUUCCGAAACCUCUGCCUCACCUCGCACUCCACCUGGAGGACCAUCCUAUAUAAACUGACUAACGCGAGUGUCGUGCCCGAUCAAAAGAAAAUUUACCUUUACCUCGACGAACGGUUUUUGGAGGAAUCGAAUAUGGAAGUAGCAGAGGAAAAAUCUAGCUCGGAGGAGUGUCACAACAAAAUAAGAAAAUCGAACGGAAUAAAGUGUCCGGGACUCGAGUGUCCCGACUGCGGCAAGAAGUUCGACGCGACCGGUCACCUGGACAAACAUUUGAGGGGAUCGACGAGGAGGGCGUGCUACCGCUGCGCCAGGAUCGUGCCCCGCGACGGGCUCGCGGACCACCUGCGGGGAGUCCACGACGUGCGCGUGUACGAGUGCGCCAGGUGCCACAGACUGUUCGACGAGCCGGCGCAGCUGAGCCGGCACACGGCGGAGUUUCAUCUGCUCGAAGAUUGCCAGUGCAAAGUCUGCGGGCAGGGCUUCAGAUGCGAGAGGUCGCUGCGGGCUCACGAGUACGCCCACACGCUGUUCGGGUGCGCGUCGUGCGAUAAAACUUUCGAGAAUCGGAAGUGCUUCCUGUUUCAUCAGCUCGAAUGCGAGCAAAAAGUCUCGCCGAAGACGUACGAGUGUCACGACUGCGGGGCCGUUUACUCCCGGAAGCCGUCCCUGAAGAUGCACAUGGUGUUGAAGCACUCGGUCGUGCCGUCGUACGUGUGCCAGGUGUGCGGCAAGCGCUCCGCCACGCUCGCCCACCACAAGACGCACGAGGCCGUCCACGAGGAGAGGAAAAUAUACAGCUGCCACUGCGGCGCCACCGUGGGAACCGCGCUCGGAUUCAAGAUGCACCAGCGGAUACACUCGGGGGAGAAGCCGUACGAGUGCCGGGAGUGCGGCGAGCGGUUCCUGUCCGCCUCCCGGAGGUCGGACCACGUCAAGAGAAGGCAUUGGACCUCGAAGGAGAUGGCCCACAAGUGCACCCAAUGUGGUGCUACUUUUCUUAGGCCCUUCGAGUUGAAAAAACGCGGAGUGUGCGCGACCUGCACGGAGCUCGCCACCGGCGCCUACCGCUUCAGAUCCCUCGUCAGAAGAUCUCAGCGCGCCUGGGAGAACUGCAUCGAAUCCCUCCUCGCGCUGCCCGACGCCUCCCCCACGAGAGCGAUCUACGCCCUGCUGAAGGAUAACUUAUCUCUUCAGUCGAUUAUUAAUUUCGAAGGGGAUUCGAGGGCGUUCGUCGACAACCUCGCGAGAGGCGGCGGCAGGGAGGCGGAGAGGAAGCAGCGGCAGCGGAGGAACGGCCCGACCAGCCUGUGCGUUGACUGCGGGAAGACCUUCCCCAGCCCCUACUACCUCGGCGUUCACCUUCGUAACAGCGGCCAGAAGGAGGCGUGCGCGCUGUGCGGGGCCAUGACGCUGCGGGGGCGGGAGAUGAGGGACCACCUCGCCGUCCUGCACGAGACCGAUGCGUUUCUGUGCGGCGACUGUCCGAUGUUGUUCCACACCGAGGCCGAGCUGGCGACCCAUAGGCGGCGGGACCACGGCCCUGGCGCUCUGACGUGCCCCGACUGCGGCCGCACCUUCCAGCGGAAGGCCUCCUUCGAGGUGCACGCGCAGAUGCACGCGGUGCGGACCUGCCGCGCCUGCGGGGCACAGUUCGCGAACCGCAGCUGCUACCGCGAGCACCGAGCUCGCUGCGAGCCUGACGCCAAGCCCGACCCGCGGACGAUCCCCCGCAACCGUCGCUGCAACGUGCGUGACCCGGCCACCUUCACCUGCGACUACUGCGGCAAGACCUACCGCUCCCGCCACCAGCUGAAGAACCACAUCCUCUGGAUCCACAUGGACGUGCGGCCGCACCAGUGCCAAUGGUGCAGCAAGCGGUUCUACACUCCGGCGCGGCUCGCCGAGCACUCGGUGGUGCACACGCGCGUGCGGAACUUCGAGUGCGACAUCUGCGGCGCCAAGCUCGUAUCCAAGAUGGCGGCCGUGUACCACCGGCGCCGCCACACCGGCGAGCGGCCCUACGAGUGCGCCGACUGCGGCGAGCGGUUCAUCUCGUCGUCGCGGCGCUCCGAGCACGCCAAGCGCCGCCACAACCGCGGCGCGCGCCUCCCCUGCCACGACUGCCCCGCCACCUUCGUGCGCACGCACGAGCUCAGGAAGCACGUCGAGAAAGCCCACGGCGCGGAUCCCGCCCAGACCAACAAGCUCAAAGAGCUAAACUUGUACAAUGUUGAGUUUGUGAAAUAAGUUGGUGCCUAAACAUUUUUCUGACAAUGAAGAUUAACAAGCCCCAAAUUAAAUUAUUUUUUACCAUGUUUAAAAUAUAAGUAUAAUGUA
Messenger RNA from Aricia agestis (brown argus), 4031 nucleotides. Its product is annotated as zinc finger protein 594-like. Bases 120 to 3941 code for a protein of 1273 amino acids. Gene Ontology annotation, biological process: regulation of transcription by RNA polymerase II. The transcript is spliced from 4 exons. Gene Ontology annotation, cellular component: nucleus. NCBI's taxonomy places the organism in Eukaryota, Metazoa, Arthropoda, Insecta, Lepidoptera, Lycaenidae. Gene Ontology annotation, molecular function: RNA polymerase II transcription regulatory region sequence-specific DNA binding; DNA-binding transcription factor activity, RNA polymerase II-specific; zinc ion binding. The record is from RefSeq and is a predicted model, not a curated record.